CUCUCUGUGUCGCUCACACAAACCAAAUGGACUCCUCCUCGAGCGACACUACUGCCACCGCCGCUCUGCCGCACGGCGGCGGGGCCUCGACGGCCCCCACGUCGCCGCCGGCGGCGGCCGUGGUGCUGAGCCCCUGCGCGGCGUGCAAGAUCCUCCGCCGCCGCUGCGUCGACCGCUGCGUCCUGGCGCCAUACUUCCCGCCCACCGAGCCCCACAAGUUCGCUACCGCCCACCGCGUCUUCGGCGCCAGCAACAUCAUCAAGCUCCUGCAGGACCUGCCGGAGGAGCACCGGGCCGACGCGGUGAGCAGCAUGGUGUACGAGGCGAGCGCGCGGAUCCGGGACCCCGUGUACGGCUGCGCCGGCGCCAUCUGCCAGCUGCAGAGGCAGGUGAACGACCUCAAGGCGCAGCUGGCGCGCGCGCACGCGGAGCUCGCCGGCGCCCGCGCGCAGCACGCGCACCUCCUCGCGCUGCUCUGCGUCGAGGUCGCCGCCGCGUCCCCGGCCUACUGCGGCGCCGUCGACUACACCUCCUCGCAGCUCGCGGCCGCCGCCACCCCCGCGGCGCAUGCCGACGCGCUGUACGUCGUCGACGGCGGCAGCGGCCUGCAGCUGCAGGCCAGCCCCGUCAGCUGGGCCGACGAGCCGCUCUGGACAUGAGGUCGUCGUCAAGCCCGUGCGCGAGUUCGAUCAUGGUGUUGGAUCGGUGUCCACUGUCCACGUAUAGUUAAUCUAGCUGAUCCGUAUAUGCAGACGUAUACAGUUACAUAAACAGUCAAUAUGUGUACGUACGGGUGUAUGUUUUACUCGAUUUCAUAAUUCCAAGUUAACCAAAGGGUUAACGCGGUUGGGCCGUUGGGGUUUGAAGCAAUUUGAGAACCCCUGAAUGAGCUUUCCUUUCCUUUCAUCUGAAACUCUUUCUGUAACGUGUGUACCAUGACACUACACUACUACUCUUUAACAUUAAUUACUGUCUAUGGAAAGCUAUGCCAUAUAUGAUUCCUACUUGUUUGUAUAUUAGCUCUGAUCAUAAUAAUCAACACCAGAUUAAGGUUUGGUUGCCAA
This is a messenger RNA of Setaria italica (foxtail millet), 1064 nucleotides long. Its product is annotated as LOB domain-containing protein 1. Lineage: Eukaryota; Viridiplantae; Streptophyta; Magnoliopsida; Poales; Poaceae. Bases 27 to 659 code for a protein of 210 amino acids. The transcript has 2 exons. The record is from RefSeq and is a predicted model, not a curated record.